AUGGAGGUAGCGCAUUGGUUCGUACUGAACAAUUGUGAUGAGAUAAUGACAUACUUAGAUGAGCAUGAAGAGAUGAUAAAGCGAGAACAUCCAUCACAUUUGUAUGGCAAUAAACACCGUGAAUUGUUUCCACAAUGGUUUUUGGAAUAUGUGAAUAAAUUGAAAUCAUUGAAUUCCCCCACUUACAGUGAAGAGUUAUAUAACUUGGCAUUCGAGCCGAUUCACGCUGAAUUGUUCUCGGGUUGCCAUGUUAACGGCGUCAAGGUUUUGGCGACUGCACGAGAUGACAAGUUGUGUACGCAAAACAGCGGUUUCCAUGUCCCAGGUGGAGGCGAAAGUACGAACAUUGAUUUCUAUGGGAAACUCACAACUGUCGUGCAAUUGCUUUACAAAGACCGAUACCAAGUGAUCAUGUUUAACUGUCGAUGGUUUGAUACAACCCCAAAUAGGCAAGGAAGUGUUAAAAUCGACCAUGGCUUACUAUCUGUGAACAUUAACAGAACUUGCCAGACUGGUUGGAAGGUUGUUCAGAAGAUGGAUCAACGGAACGUGUAUGUUAUACCAGAACUAGACCCAACUGACAACAACGUUGACAACAUCGCUGACCAACGUUUGGAAUCUUCCAUGGAAAAUGAUGCAGAAACACUUCGAGAUACAAAUGUUAUACAAGAACCGUUUCAGCUGCAAGGAGUGUCUUCAAUCGAAAUACAGAUUCAGUCAAUUACAAUUGACCUCGGUGAUCUUCUGCGAUACAAUGUUCCAGUGAGCCCGAACUACGAAAGUGAUGAGGAGGAGGAUUGGGAGACCGAAAGUGAUGAUAGUGACGAUAACGAAAGUUAUUAUAGUUCAGAUGAUUAA
Messenger RNA from Prunus armeniaca (apricot), 858 nucleotides. NCBI's taxonomy places the organism in Eukaryota, Viridiplantae, Streptophyta, Magnoliopsida, Rosales, Rosaceae. The record is from the annotation of a GenBank genome assembly.